Molecule: messenger RNA, 3444 nt
Organism: Limanda limanda (common dab)
Lineage: Eukaryota; Metazoa; Chordata; Actinopteri; Pleuronectiformes; Pleuronectidae
Gene: ano8b
Product: anoctamin 8b
Exons: 20
Coding region: 1-3444 (1147 amino acids)
Biological process (GO): chloride transmembrane transport
Cellular component (GO): plasma membrane
Molecular function (GO): chloride channel activity
Source: RefSeq, a predicted model, not a curated record
AUGCUUGAAGAUGUUCUUCGAAGGGGAAGAGCCGUGUGGAACCAGAUAAAGUUGUCACAACCUGUUUAUAAGCUGUUCGGAAAGCGGCUGCUGCAGGCCGGGAGACACAUCAUGUCUCAUAAGUCUUGGAUGAAGACGGUGCCCACAGAGAACUGUGACGUCCUCAUGACAUUUGCAGACGCCACAGAUGACCACACGUUACUAUGGCUACUGAACCACAUCCGGCUGGGAAUCCCAGAGCUCAUCAUACAGAUUCGACAUCACAAGCACACACGAGUCUACGCGUUCUUCGUCACCGCCACGUAUGAAAAUUUGUUGCGAGGUGCUGACGAGAUGGGACUGAGGAAAGGAGUGAAGCCCGAGUUCGGAGGAGGAACACGCAGCUUCUCCUGCGAGGAGGACUACAUCUACGAGAACAUCGAGAGCGAGCUGUGCUUCUUCACGUCACAGGAGAGGCAGAGCAUCAUUAAAUACUGGCUGGAAAAUCUACGUGCCAAACACGGGGAGGUGCUUCACAAUAUCAACUUCCUGGAGGGCCAGCCAAUCAUCCCGGAGCUGAGUGCGCGAGGUGUGAUCCAGCAGAUGUUUCCUCUCCAUGAGCAGAGGAUCCUGGGUCAGCUGAUGAAGUCCUGGGUCCAGGCUGUUUGUGAGAAACAGCCUUUAGAUGAUAUCUGUGACUAUUUCGGGGUGAAGAUCGCCAUGUAUUUUGCCUGGUUGGGUUUCUACACCACAUCCAUGUUGUAUCCUGCUGUGAUCGGCUUUGUGCUGUGGAUGCUCACCGAGUCAGAUCAGACGAGCCGUGACAUCUGCUGUGUGGUGUUCGCCCUGUUCAACGUGGUGUGGGCCACUCUGUUUCUGGAGCGGUGGAAGAGGCGGGGGGCCGAGCUGGCGUACAAGUGGGGAACUCUGGACACGCCGUCUGAAUCCCUAGAGGAACCACGGCCUCAGUUCCGGGGAGUCAAGCGCUGUAGUCCCAUAACAGGAUGUGAGGAGUUCUACUAUCCUCCGUGGAGGAGGCGUGUAUUCAGGUGGCUGGUCAGCCUGCCCAUCUGUAUCCUCUGUCUCUGUUUUGUCUUCCUGGUCAUGCUCAUCUGCUUUGAGCUGCAGGAGUUUGUGAUGGGGAUCAAGGAAAUGCCUCGGCUAGCUCGCUUCAUCCCCAAAAUAAUGCUAGCCAUCACUGUGACGGCAUGUGACGAGGUGUACAGGAAGAUCGCCUGCUGGCUCAACGACAUGGAAAACUAUAGACUCCAGAGUGCCUAUGAGAAAAAUCUCAUCAUCAAAAUGGUUCUUUUUCAGUUUGUAAAUUCUUAUCUCAGCCUUUUUUACAUUGGAUUCUACCUCAAAGACAUGGAGCGUCUGAAAGAGAUGCUGCUGGUGUUGUCUCUAUUGAGGAGUCUGCAGCGGCAGGUCCGGCUUAACCUGCUGCCCUCCCUCCGUUUCAAGAUCAAGAUGUAUAUAGUCUCUGUCCCCUGGUUCUCCAGGGCUUUUCUCAGGUCCAAAAUGCUGGCCACUCUGCUCAUCAUUCGCCAGUUCCUUCAAAAUGUGAAGGAGGUGCUGCAGCCUUAUCUGUAUGAGCGCCACAAGCUGGGCGAGCUCUCACUGCGAGCCAUGUGGGACCUGCUGCUCUCAGUGCUGCUGAAGUAUGCCCGGCUGGCCGCUGGGAAAGCCCAGGUCUCUCCCACUGACCAUCACAUGCCGGGACCUGGACUGAGGGGCACGCGGCCUGGGCUGGGGCAGCCAGAGAGGAGGGAGAAGAAGUGUUUAAACGGGGGGUGCGGGGUGCCCGAUGAAGAGGAGGGAGGUGAGCGGGACGAGGCCGACAGUGGGAGGUUCAGCGAAGGAGAGACGGAGGAGGAAAGUCUGAUCGACUGCGGUUUGAAGCUGAGGAAGGUCAGCUUCAUAGAGAAGGUGGACAGAAGGCCCGUCUGCACUGGACCCCCCAUGGACAACAGUUUCGUGGACGAAGGGAGCCCCACCAUGGUGGAAAAGGGAAUGGACCCGGCCUCUAUGUUUGAAAUGUGUGACGACGACGACGAUAAUGACAUCCAUGAUGUGAAGGAGACCGGUGGGGGAGGGACAGGUGCGGCGGAGGGAGCUAAUGCUGCUGCUGCUGCUGCUCCACUUCCCUCCGGCUCUGACAGCAGCAUGUCACUGCGAAACAGGAGAAGAGGCGGGAGCACGGAGAGACCCGAGCCUAAAACGAAAAGGGAGUCGUGGAUUGACCCCCCCGAAGAGAGGGAGAGCACCACGCUCACUCAGGCUGAGAUGGAGAGCUGCAUGCAGUCUUAUGCUGACACCUUCCAGGACUACCAGGAGAUGUUUGUCCAGUUCGGAUACGUGGUGCUCUUCUCCUCAGCCUUCCCCCUGGCGGCCAUGUGCGCGCUCAUCAACAAUAUCAUCGAGAUCCGCAGCGAUGCCUUCAAGCUCUGCACCGGCCUGCAGAGGCCGUUCGGACUCCGGGUGGAGAGCAUCGGCCAGUGGCAGACUGCAAUGGAAGCCAUGGGCCUAAUCGCCAUCGUCGUGAACUGUUACCUGAUUGGUCAGUGUGGUCAGCUGCAGCGUCUGUUCCCGUGGCUCAGCCCGGAGAUGGCCAUCAUCUCCAUCGUCAUCCUCGAGCACUUUGCCAUUCUCCUGAAGUACAUCAUCCACAUUGCCAUACCUGACAUUCCCACAUGGGUCACAGAGGAGAUGGCUAAACUGGAUUAUCAGCGCAGGGACGCCUUCAAGAAGCACGAGCGACAGGCGCAGCAGCAUUACCAGCAGCUGCAGAGGAGGAAGAGGGAGGAAGAGGAGAGGCAGAGGCAGGCGGAGCACGUGGCCCGGAGAGAGAGGGAGCGGGACGAGAGCAAGGGCGACUCCUCUGGGGAUCAUCACCAUGACAAGAGUCACGGCAGCAAAUCGCGGGCCGGGGGUGGAGGAGGGGGAGGAGGCGGGGGGUCCGACAAACCCAAGAGGCCCAGCUCUCUGCUGGCCAACAACAACGUGAUGAAGCUGAAGCAGAUCAUCCCGCUGCAGAGCAAGUUCUCCUCGGCUGGCGCCCGCUCGCCGCAGUCGCCCACCAGCAACGAGCCAAAGCUCCCUGGGUUCCUGAGCUUCAAGUUCCUCAAGUCACCUGAGAACAAGAAGGAAGUCGUGGCGUCUGCCGCCUCAGCAGCCAACGCCACCGCAGCGGCAUCGUCAUCAUCUUCAUCAUCAGGUAGCAGCUCUCAGGAGCGUUCUCAGUCACCCAGCAAAGCCUUCAACCCUGGGAAACUGUUUAACUUUGGGAAAUCCGAGGGCGGGACGUGUGUGAACGGGGCGCCGCUGCCCAGACCCGGGGAGGGCGCUUCAGAAAGACACAUUUCCAGGUCUGACUUGAACGGCGUUCCAGACGAGAUCCCCUCGCCUGGAGGGGGAGACUCUGAGAACGGACCUUCAACAGUCAUGGACGGCUCUAAAGUUUAG